Messenger RNA from Trichoderma reesei QM6a, 1386 nucleotides. RefSeq lists its product as uncharacterized. The coding region runs from base 1 to 1386 and encodes 461 amino acids. The record is from RefSeq and is a predicted model, not a curated record. NCBI's taxonomy places the organism in Eukaryota, Fungi, Ascomycota, Sordariomycetes, Hypocreales, Hypocreaceae. The transcript has 5 exons.
AUGACCAUUGUCAUUCAUUUCUUGAUGCUUUUCAGGGCCAAAAAACCACGAUGGACCAUCCAUCUCCUCUUCUACUUGUUACCACUUGCCAAGGCUUACACGGUGUUCGAGACCAACUGUUCUGCUCCCGUCACCCGGGCAAACUAUGUGUCGUCUCCUAACACUAGAGGCACUCUUGACAUAUUAUGGAGUUCUUUGUUCACAAUCCUCGCUUGCACAUGGACACUUCAGCAUCCCAAUGUCCCCGAACAACGUGGCACUCGUGACCCCGGACGGCUGGGUGACAUAAAAUGGGCGCUGAAGGGUCUCUAUAGAAGCACAUUACGGUUCAUUGUGACAAUCAUUGCUCCCGAACUGAUAAUAUGUGCGGCAUGUCUUGAGCUACUGGAGGCGCACCAAGAUUACAGGUCAAUGCAGGACAUGGCCAAAGAAGACGAUGUUGCUUGGAGCCUCAGCCAUUCUUACUACGCAAACAUGGGCGGUUUUGUCAUACAGUCUGUACAGGGGAAGGACGACGGACAUUAUGGAUUAUACCAUCUCAACUCGAAAGGGAUCCAUGAACUUCGAAGCAGAGGAUACAUCGACAAAAUGCCUGACGUUGCGACUGGAGAAAUCAAGGAUAAGUCCAAAGGCGAUAUAUUCGUCAAAGUGAUCGCGCUCGGGCAAAUUCUCUGGUCAGUCUUCCAGAUCAUUGCACGACUUGUGAGAGACCUUCCUAUCUCGCCGCUCGAGGUUGCCGUCGUGGCCUUUGCUGUCUGCGCCGUCGUUAUAUACGGCCUCUACUGGGGCAAGCCACAGCGUGUCGGCGUUACCAUCACUAUUCUUACGUAUGAUGGAGUCAUACCAAGCGAUGUGCUCGCAGGGCUGAAAGAGGUACGGCCAGCUUGGCGAUUGCCAACGCUCGGAGAUGCUUUACCUGGUGCGCCAAUCAGCGUUCAAUGCACAAGAUCCGUGGGUUAUAGAGGCUUCGUCCUGACCAACGUCGUCACGACCCUGGGUGCGGCCGUAUUUGGCGGAAUCCACGUUAUUGCCUGGAACUUUGCCUUCCCGUCAGCGAUUGAGUUACUCUUGUGGAGAUGCGCAAGCAUUGCUACUUUUGCGGCUCCCCUCUGCGUCUGUCUUAUAUACCUCGCUAUCUUCCAUUUGAUGCUAAUGGGAAGAUUAGAGGAAGAUUCUAUGUUAGCCAUUGGCUUAUUGUUAUCGUUCACGCUCUUUAAAUGGGCACCUAUUGUUCGCCACCCAUGGGCCAUACUUAUAAACAGCCAGAAAAAUCAGGAUCUCGACUUUGAAACUUCUCUCCCUCCGUCAACGGCCUCAGCACUUGCCCCGUCUAGUAGCGGCGGCGCAUCUCCGCCUGCCGCCGUCGUCACAGUGCGUCUCGUCUAG